Messenger RNA from Oryctolagus cuniculus (rabbit), 3878 nucleotides. The record is from RefSeq and is a predicted model, not a curated record. Lineage: Eukaryota; Metazoa; Chordata; Mammalia; Lagomorpha; Leporidae.
GGAAGUCUAAUAUAAUGGAUGCACUUAGUUUUGUAAUGGGAGAGAAGACAGCUAAUUUAAGAGUGAAAAACAUUCAGGAACUCAUUCAUGGAGCACAUAUUGGAAAACCUGUUUCUUCUACUGCAAGUGUAAAAAUUGUGUAUGUGGAGGACAGUGGAGAAGAGAAGACAUUCGCAAGGAGUAUUCGAGGGACAUGUUCAGAAUUCCGUUUUAAUGAUGAUCCUGUGAGUCGUUCUGCCUAUACAGCAGAGUUGGAAAGGAUAGGCAUCAUAGUCAAAGCACGGAACUGUCUUGUUUUUCAGGGAACUGUAGAGUGUAUUUCAAUGAAAAAGCCCAAAGAAAGAACACAGUUUUUUGAGGAAAUCAGCACGUCAGGAGAGCUUAUAAGAGAAUAUGAGGAAAAGAAAAGAAAGUUACAAAAAGCUGAAGAGGAUGCACAGUUUAAUUUUAAUAAGAAAAAAAAUGUAGCUGCAGAGCGCAAACAUGCAAAACUAGAGAAAGAAGAGGCAGAACGUUACCAAAGUCUCCUUGAAGAACUGAGAAUAAACAAAAUCCAACUGCAGCUUUUCCAACUAUACCACAAUGAGAAAAAAAUUCAUUUUCUGACCACUGAGUUGGAGCAUGUGAAUAGGGAUUUGAGUGUCACAAAAGAGUCUCUCUCUCAUCAUGAAAACAUAGUUAAAGCCAAGAAAAAGGAGCAUGGGAUGCUAAGUAGACAACUACAACAAACAGAAAAAGAAUUAAAAUCUCUUGAAGCACUUUUGAAUCAGAAGAGACCUCAGUACAUUAAAGCCAAAGAGAACACUUCUCACCACCUCAAGAAGGCAGACAUGGCUAAGAAGUCAAUACAGGACAGUGAAAAACAGUGCUCCAAGCAGCAGGACGAUCUAAGAGCCCUGGAGACAGAGCUGGCUGACUUAGAUGGGGCAUGGAAAAGUUUUGAAAAACAGAUCGAGGAAGAAAUCUUACGUAAAGGGAGAGACAUUGAACUAGAAGCCAGUCAGCUGGAACGUUAUAAAGAACUUAAGGAACAAGUGAGGAGGAAAGUAGCUAUAAUGACUCAACAACUAGAGAAACUGCAAUGGGAACAGAGGGCGGAGGAAGAAAGGCUGGCAUUUGAGAAGAGACGGCGUGGAGAAGUUCAGGGAAAUCUGAAACAAAUAAAAGAACAAAUAGAAGAUCAUAAAAAGCGCAUAGAGAAGUUGGAGGAGUAUACAAAGACAUGCAUUGAUUGCUUGAAAGAUAAAAAACAACAAGAGGAAACUCUAUCGGAUGACAUUGAAAAAACAAAGCAGAGAAUGUCUGAGGUCAAUGAAGAACUGAAUCUCAUUAGAAGUGAACUGCAGAGUGCUGGGAUUGACCACCACGAGGGGAAACGCCAGCAGAAGAGAGCCGAAGUCCUGGAGCACCUGAAGAGACUCUACCCAGAGUCUGUGUUUGGAAGACUGCUUGACCUAUGUCAUCCUAUUCAUAAGAAAUACCAGCUCGCUGUUACUAAGCUUUUUGGCCGGUACAUGGUUGCCAUUGUUGUAGCCUCUGAAAAGGUAGCAAGAGAUUGUAUUCGAUUUCUGAAGGAGGAAAGAGCUGAACCCGAGACAUUCCUUGCUCUGGAUUACCUUGAUAUCAAGCCAAUCAACGAGAGCCUCAGAGAGAUUAAAGGCUGUAAGAUGGUGAUUGAUGUCAUUAAGACUCAGCUUCCUCAGCUGAAGAAAGUGACCCAGUUUGUGUGUGGGAAUGGCCUUGUCUGUGAGACACUAGAGGAAGCACGGCGGGUUGCAUUUGGUGGGCCUGAAAGACGGAAAACGGUAGCUCUUGAUGGAACACUGUUUUUGAAAUCUGGGGUGAUCUCUGGAGGGUCAAGUGACUUAAAACACAAGGCUAGAUACUGGGAUGAAAAGGAGUUAAAGAAUAUGAGAGACAGAAGAGGACUGCUAGUCCAGGAGCUAAAGGAUUUAAUGAAGGCACUCCGCAAGGAAACCGAUUUGAAACAAAUACAGACUCUGAUACAAGGAACACAUACACGACUCAAAUAUUCGCAGAGCGAACUGGAGAUGAUUAAAAAGAAGCAGCUUGCUGCUUUUUACCAGGAACAAUCUCAGCUGCAAAGUGAACUAUUAAAUAUUGAGUCUCAAUGUACUAUGCUGGAUGAAGGAAUCAAAGAACGACAACGAAGAAUUGAAGAAUUUCAAGUGAAGAUAAAUAAGGUAGAAGAUGAUAUUUUCCUGCACUUCUGUGAAGAGAUUGGAGUGGAAAAUAUUCGUGAAUUUGAAAACAAACAUGUUAAACAGCAACAAGAAAUUGAUCAAAAAAGAUUAGAAUUUGAAAAACAAAAAACUCGGCUUAAUAUUCAACUCGAAUAUAGUCGCAAUCAGCUUAAGAAGAAACUGAAUAAGAUCAACACUUUAAAAGAAACUAUCCAGAAAGGUAGAGAAGACAUUGCUAAUCUAAUGAAGGCUGAAGAAAACUGCCUUCAAAUUGUGAGUGAUCUCAUGGAGGAACGGCAGCGACUUCAGGGUGUGUGUGUCACUCAGAGUUCCCACGCAGAGAGAGUUCAGGCUCAAAUUGAAGAGGAACGAAACAAGUUUUUGGCUGUCGAUAGGGAGGUGGGAAAGUUGCAGAAACGAAUGGUGGUCCUGCAGAGUUCUCUGGAGCAGAAACGAGUAGAGAAGCACAACCUGCUGCUGGAUUGCAAAGUCCAAGACACUGAAAUCGUUCUUCUGCUGGGCUCGCUGGACGACAUCAUUGAAGUGGAGCUGGGAACCGAAGCAGAAAGCACCCAGGCAACAACUGAUAUCUAUGAAAAGGAAGAAGCCAUUGAAAUCGACUACCGCUCUCUCCGAGGGGACUUGAAGGCUCUGCAGUCUGACGAAGAGGUUGAGGCCCAUCUUCGGCUCCUGCUGCAGCAGGUGGCGUCCCAGGAGGACACCCUAUUGAAGACCGCAGCCCCCAACCUGCGCGCCCUGGAGAACUUGAAGACCGUCAGAGACAAGUUCCAAGAAUCCACAGAUGCCUUUGAGGCCAGCAGGAAGGAAGCCAGAAUGUGCAGGCAAGAGUUCGAGCACGUGAAGAAGAGGAGAUACGAUCUUUUCAGCCGGUGCUUUGAGCACGUCUCGGUCUCCAUCGAUCAGAUCUACAAGAAGCUCUGCAGAAACACCAGUGCCCAGGCAUUCCUUAGUCCCGAGAACCCUGAAGAACCUUACUUGGAGGGAAUUAGCUACAACUGCGUGGCCCCGGGCAAGCGCUUCAUGCCGAUGGACAAUCUGUCCGGGGGAGAGAAGUGCGUGGCGGCCCUGGCGCUCCUGUUCGCCGUUCACAGUUUCCGGCCUGCCCCGUUCUUCGUGUUAGAUGAAGUGGACGCAGCCCUGGACAACACCAACAUCGGCAAAGUGUCCAGCUACAUCCAGCAGCAGACUCAGGAGCAGUUCCAGAUGAUCGUCAUCUCCCUGAAGGAAGAGUUCUACUCCAGAGCGGACGCCCUGAUAGGCGUCUACCCAGAGCAAGACGACUGCAUGUUCAGUCGCGUCCUGACCCUCGACCUCUCUCAGUAUCCAGACACGGACGGCCAAGAGGGCGGCAGGAGGCAGCACGAGUCCCGUUAGGAGCCGUCCCCAGGCUCCCGCCUGCUGUGCCGACGCUCGCAGGUGCCUGACGGCACUGAAUGAGGUUCGCCCCUAAAAACCUCGUUCUCAAACAAGCCCGUCAGAACACGGAGGUCCGUGUCAUCUCGCCUGGUACCUUUAAGGGAAAAACACUUGAUUCUUCAGUUACAAGUGACGGCGGUUACAGGGGAGUCAGGUGUCGGAGCUGGUUUUAUGGGAGGUUUGAGGAACUGCAUGGUGACACUGAACUAGCAAUAAAAACGUAAUCUCAGAGGUCUC